AUGAUACCAUUUGUGAGUGAUGAUAAUAAAUUGAGAUGGAAGUUUGAGAAUUUGCGAAAUUUGAAUGAGAUUGCUGAAUAUAGUGAAAAAUUGGAGACUGGACCAAUUUCAUGGUUGGUUUGUUGGUUUUUUGAAUUUGAAUUCAAUAGAAAUCGUAUAUUUCAGGCAAAUCAACAUUGCGAAGAAAAUGACAGAUGGCAUAAAUUAUCUUGUAAUAUACUUGAAAUAUUCAGGAGAAAAUGAAUUGCAACAAAAUUGGUUUUGUCGAGCAAAAAGAACAUUUGAAUUGAUAAAUCAAACUGGACAGAACUGUACAUCUGAAGAAACCUCCAAAAUCUAUGAUCAUUUUAACAUUAGUUGGGGAUGGUCUAAAUUUUACAAAUGGGAUAAUUUGAUGCGAUUUGGAUUUAUGAAAAAUGAUUCGAUUAUUAUUGAAGUUGAUUUGAGUUUCAAAUAUUACGAUUUCUCGAAAAUUCCAAAUUUGACUGAUAUUAUUCUCAAAAUCAAAGAUACUGAAUUUCACACAAGCAAAGCGGUUGGUUUUUAAAAACUAAAUUAAAUUUUUUUUUCAAUUCAUGGAAGAUUUUUCAGAUUCUCUGCACACAAUCCGAAUAUUUUUAUGAUUUAUUCGUGAAUAAAAACAAUACAAAAACUGUGAUUGAAAUCGAAGAUGUUGAAAUCGCUGAUUUUCGACAAUUUCUAGCCUCAUUUUAUCCGCAUUUUGAUGAAAUUGAUGAAAAAAAUCAUGAAAUUCUAUGGAAAUUGACGGAAAAAUUCAAAGUUUUAGCAUUGCAACGGAACUGUGAACGAUUUUGGUUGAAAAAUACUGAGAUUAAAUUGCAAAAUGCUGAAAAACAAGAUGAUUCUAAUUUAUUGGUAAGAUUUAUCAAAAUUUCUCUGAAAAUUGGAUAUUUUCAGAAAGAAUUCAUUGAAUCAUUGGAUAGUGUUCAGAAAAUCAGACUUUUUCAAACUUCAGAUGUUUAUCGUGAUUCAAAAGAUUCGACAAAACAUGCAAUUAUUGAUCGAGUUUUGGAAUUAAUUGAUUAA
Messenger RNA from Caenorhabditis angaria, 1047 nucleotides. Lineage: Eukaryota; Metazoa; Nematoda; Chromadorea; Rhabditida; Rhabditidae. The record is from the annotation of a GenBank genome assembly.